Molecule: messenger RNA, 1548 nt
Organism: Yamadazyma jaroonii
Lineage: Eukaryota; Fungi; Ascomycota; Pichiomycetes; Serinales; Debaryomycetaceae
Source: the annotation of a GenBank genome assembly
AUGGAGAAAUCUGAUAAUUUAGUGGCAGAAGUGUCAGUGGUUUCGGCCUAUCAUGAAAAUGAAAAAGGUGAUACUUUGUUAGAUACAGGGUUAAAAGCUGGUAUUAAAAAUAGAAUGAUUAACCUUAUCGCCCUUUGUGGUAUUAUUGGUCCAGGCACGAUGAUUGGUAUGGGAGCUGCUUUAGCUGCUGGAGGUCCUGCUGGUUUGAUUGUUGGUUUCACUGUAGUGGGAAUCUUGGUGUUGGGAAUGAUGGCCGCUAUCGGAGAAUUAAAUUCAGCCUUUGAUUUCAAUUUCGCUGUUCAUGGUUCUCGUUAUAUCUCCAAAGGUUUUGGAGCUACCUUGUCAGUAUAUUAUGUGAUCAUUUGGGUGAUGAAUAUCAUUUCAGAGUAUGUUUCUUUGACUUCAUCUUUGGAAUCUUAUUCUGACAAAGUCCCUACUUACGGAUGGUAUUUGAUUUUUUGGUUUAUCUUCACAUUGUUCCAAUGUCUUAAUGUUUCAUGGUGGGGAGAAGCUGAGUAUAUCUUAGGUUUUGUUAAGAUUGGUUUCUUGUGUGGGUUUUACCUUUUUUCUAUUAUUUAUGCUGCUGGGGGUAUUCCUGGCCACAAACCUGAUGACCCAUUUGGUAACUUCCCUCUUAACUCAGGGUUUAAAGGUAUUGCUAAUUCAUUUGUGUAUGCUGGAGUAUUCUACUCUGGUGUUGAAGGGAUUAGUAUCAUCGCAGCUGAAUCGAGAAACCCUCGUAAAGCCAUUCCUACUGCUGUUACCAACACCAUUUAUAGAAUCUUCUUCGUUUAUUAUGGUUUGAGUGUUGCUUAUGGGAUCUCAGUUCCUUACAACGAUCCAUUAUUAGCUUCCAGUAACAAAGUUAUGAAAUCCCCUAUGACUAUUGCCUUAACUAAUGCUGGUUGGGCUAAUGCUAAAUAUUAUGUUACUACCAUGGUGAUGAUUACUUGUUUUUCUUCUAUCAAUUCAGCCAUUUAUUUUGCUUCUAGAUCAUUAUUUGUGUGGUCCAAACAAGGUUACGGACCUAAAAUCUUUGCCAAGACUGAUAAAAGAGGUGUACCAUUUGUGGCUAUUCACAGUGUCCAUUUGUUAGGUUUCUUAUCAAUCUUAUCAUAUUCCACCACAGGUUCUCUUGCCUAUGGUUACAUUGUCAAUGUUGCUGGUGUGGCUAGUUUCAUUGUUUGGACAUGUAUUUGUGUCACGCAUAUAAGAUUUAGAAAAGGAUUGGUAGCUCAAGGUUAUGACUUAAAAAUCUUACCUUUCAAAGCUCCUUUCUUCCCAUACCUCGAUUACAUUUGUAUAGCGUUGGGAAUUCUUCUCACUUUAGUUCAAGGAUGGUCUAGUUUCAAACCAUUCGAUUAUAAAUCGUUUGUGGACGGAUAUAUUUUACUACCAUUGUUCCCAAUAAUUUGGUUCUGUUAUGAUUACUUCUUCUUCAAGUCAGGUUUCAUUAAAUAUGAACAAAUGGACUUCGAAACCGGUAAACGUCCUGAUCUUGAUGAUAAUGUAGGAGAGGCUCUUGAUGAGACAAAAUCCAAUACAUAG